Molecule: messenger RNA, 1186 nt
Organism: Lycium ferocissimum
Lineage: Eukaryota; Viridiplantae; Streptophyta; Magnoliopsida; Solanales; Solanaceae
Exons: 1
Coding region: 376-1053 (225 amino acids)
Source: RefSeq, a predicted model, not a curated record
AAAAAAAGGAAAUAUCCUUGCCGUGUAUAUUUCUUCAAUUCAAUACAUGAACCCUUUCAUACGAAGGAACCAAAUUGACAAAAGUGGUUAAGUAUUGACUUCUUAAAAAUAUUUCUUGCCGUCUAUGUUACACCAAGUACCCUAUCCUUUCAGUAACUGUUAAAAUAUCUAGUCUUUUUUCUCCCUUAUAUGAAUCUUGAAUUCACUCUGAUUAUAAAUUGUCAAAUUUUGCUACAAACAAUUUACAAACUUUCUUUCAAACCCAUGAUUUUUUACUGAAUUAUAGAUGAUGGGUUGAUCUAGAUUGAACAAUUUGAUGUUGGUUUAAGUUAAAGAUUGGAUUUUUUUUCAGUUUCUUGAUUUCAACAACCCCAAAUGGUCUGUGUACUUCCAGUUGACCAAGAAUUAACCUUAGCCAAAUCCCAGAAUUCAAGUGAUUCUUGUCUGAAAUUGAGGAAAAUGAAUCAAAUGCAAAAGAAAAAGUACAUGUCUAAUUUCAAGAAUCAUUUAAGUAUCCCUGCUUGUCAGCAAUCUGGUUAUGCUUUGAUUGAUGUAAUGAUUUUGAUUGCUGUGAUUGGUGCUUCUGGGGUUUUGUUGUAUCCUUCUGUUAAUCUUUUGGUGAAUAAAACAACUGAAUUUCUUAGAUUAAUCAGUACUGAGGUGAAAGAGGAGAUUUUUGAAGCUCCAAUGGUAUACAUGUGUUUAGGACUUAGUAUUUUAUUUGCUGGAAUAGCUCUUUGUGCAGUUGCUGUAUGUACUGGCAGGAGAUGUGGGAAACCGGGUUGUCGCGGGCUUAAGAAAGCUGCUGAAUUUGAUAUACAAUUAGAGACAGAAGAUUGUGUUAAGAACUCGAAUUCUGCAGGUAAAGAUGGAGUCAAUAAGAAGGGAUUGUUCGAGUUACCUCGUGAUCAUCAUCAAGAAUUGGAAGCUGAGCUUAAAAGGAUGGCACCUCCAAAUGGAAGAGCUGUUCUGAUAUUUCGAGGGAGAUGUGGAUGCUCUGUUGGGACAAUGGAAGUGCCUGGACCGAAAAAGACUCGAAAGGUUAAGAAAUAGGAGUAAUGUUUAUCUGUAAAACAUAUUUUAUAAUGAAGUUGGCCUGAUGAUCAUAUGAUAUGAAGAUACUAUUUCCUUGAAUAAGCUUACUGAAAUAAAUCAAAUGAAUUAUAUAGAAAAGUCAUUUGUAGUA